This is a messenger RNA of Diachasmimorpha longicaudata, 3292 nucleotides long. RefSeq names its product KH domain-containing, RNA-binding, signal transduction-associated protein 2-like. Gene Ontology annotation, molecular function: mRNA binding. NCBI's taxonomy places the organism in Eukaryota, Metazoa, Arthropoda, Insecta, Hymenoptera, Braconidae. Gene Ontology annotation, biological process: regulation of alternative mRNA splicing, via spliceosome. The transcript is spliced from 7 exons. Gene Ontology annotation, cellular component: nucleus. The record is from RefSeq and is a predicted model, not a curated record. Bases 2108 to 3064 code for a protein of 318 amino acids.
AGAGGAAACUAAUUAGGUGGAUGGAGGGUGAUCGGAUAUUUAUGUUUUUUUUCCGUUACUAAAUAUUUGGGGAGAAGCUAGGAAUGAAAAUGUUUGUCUCUCCACGACAAAACUACCCUCAACAUUUAUUCCUCAAACCCCUCUUGCCAAGCUAAUUCAUUCAUCGAUAUGGUAUCAAUAUUCAGGGAUAAAUCCACCGUCAGAUUACGUCCCUCCCACUAUUCACCCCCCAAAAUAAAAAAAUCCUACAAUUACCCGUCGAAGAAUGAGGACAAACACCGGGAGCAGUAGAAAUAAGUAGCUGUGAUCAGCCGAAUGUCUGUAUCUACUGCGGAAGAGAAAAAAAAAAUAUCUCACACGAACUUUAACGCUGAACUUUACCGACAACAGCGCCCUUUGCCAUGGGGCAAUAUGCUCCAGGCGUUUCAGGUGCAUACACGUCCUCCAGUCCCGCUGGAGCAGCCGACCCGACAGCAUCGAAACCCCCAACCCACCCUCCAGCCCGCUAAAGUUCAAACCCACCACUCCGUGAAGCAAAUCAAACCGAACUAACAAAUCACUAGCGAUGACAUCGAAAUUUUAAAUAUUUUUACCACUCGCAGUUGACUUUUCUUCGAUUAUUAUUGUGAUUGCACGUGAUUAUAUCGUGAAGAAUGAAUUUGAAUUUUGUGAUAAAUGUUUACAAUCACUGAAAAUGGCAUACACAAUGCAGGAAAUUUUUUUUUUCUUCUUCACAUGUUGCUGCAUGGGAUAAUAAAAAUAGUGCGGACAAUGGGGAGUGUAAAAAUCCAGGGAAGAAUGUAAUCCGUUUUAUGUCGUCUCCAGAGGCGCUUUUAUUUCUUCGGUGGUCUCGUAAACUUUGGAGUUUGCUCCUCCAAUGUCUCCCCAGUCUUUCACGAAGUUUCCAACAUCUUCUUCGUGUACUCUCUCUCCCUCUCUCUCUCUCUAUCGUCCACGAUGAGUUGUUUGAAGGGGUCCCGUGCCAGAAACAAUUUUCCACUUCGACUCACUGUCAGUGUUGAAUGGUCUUCCCAUCUUCAAAAUUAUUAUAUCAGCAACGUGUUGCCUGAGUCGCCGGUGAUAAGGAAAAAGUUUUGUUGAAAAAAAAUUUAUUCAGGUAUUUUUGGUAAGAGGCUUAGUAUUCGAAGCUGAUGGGGGGUAGAAUAUUUGAGUGGAGUAGUGGUGCUCCAGUUUGGGAGCAGAAGGACGUUGAUAGGACACGUAUGUUCAGGGAGUGAAGUGGUAGAUCCUUUUACAGGGUAACGUAAUUUUGGAGAAUGGGGAUCACGUGCAUUAGCACUUGGUCACGUGCACCUGCUUCUUCUAUUAUAUUUGUUCUUCUUGUCGUUGGGGUGUCAUAACUAUUAGGGCUGGAGAGUAUUUAUGGUGACAAUAUUAAGACGGGGGUUUUGAAGGGGCGGGACGGACGCUUUUAGGAAUUCCAUUGCCUUCAAUUUUGCUGAAUUUCAUUGGCGAUUGAAUUCAAUUUUUUCGUCGCAUGUGAUAGAAUGACGGAAUGAUUCGAUUAACAAUUCGAGAAUGUAAUCAUAAUCGGUCUAUUCUUAACUUUGGAAGAUGUUAAAAAUAUGUUUAAUUUAAUUUACUGUGCUCAGGAUAGAAAAUAAUUAUUAUUUGUUAUGUAAAAUUGAGUAGAAUCAAUUGAAAUUGAAUAAUGGCGAUAGGGAUCGAUCUGAAAGGUGAAAAUACCAGAGAAAUUUCUAUAACGAAAAAAAAUUCUUACAACACUUUCAUUCGGAAGCAAAAAAUAUUACCCCUCUGUAAAAUCGAAUUCUAUUACCCUCUCAGUGGAAAAAAUCCCUGAUACCCCGUAGAAUAGUUUGACGAUAAAUUUCAUCCGAAAAAAAAUUGAUACCUGAUACGUAAAAAGAUUAUUGGCACUGAGAGGUUGAAGUGAAUGGGUCGAGAGUACGGUAGGAACCCUGGGAGAGCGUUUCGUGUUGACGCAUCGUCGGUGCUUUUGUACCCCUGAACACACGCGAUCCUUUCAGAGUCGAGCACUGUGGCUGGGGGUGGUUGUAGCAGAAGUGCCACUGGCGUAAAUCGCAACAGCAUCGUGGGAGGAAAUUGCGAUGGGGUGGAACGACGAAUGGUAGACAUUACCAGAGAUAAGCCGAUCAAAGUUGCCGUGAGGGUGCAAGUACCUGUUCGAGAUCAUCCCAAGUUUAAUUUCGUUGGGAAAUUGUUGGGACCAAAGGGGAAUUCGUUGAAACGCCUUCAGGAGGAGAGUGGCUGCAAAAUGGCUGUACUUGGGCGCGGAUCUAUGAAAGAUCGGCAAAAGGAGGAGGAGUUACGUGCCAGUGGUGACCCAAAGUUCUCUCAUCUUGCAGAGGAUCUUCACGUGGAAAUAAGCGCCUAUGCGACACCAGCUGAGGCACAUGCUCGAAUCGCCUACGCCCUCGUGGAAGUCCGACGUUUCCUCGUACCCGAUUACAAUGAUGACAUACGACAGGAGCAGAUGUGGGAAAUGCAGAUGAUGAACUGUACGGAAAAUAGCCAGGAUGAAUUAUCAAGUCCAGAGACUAAUUCAGAACCAACUAGCUCACCAAUUUCCAGCACAACUGGACAGCCAUCGGAACCCCAGGAGAUAUGCAAAACUUCAGGGAAUUCACCCCAUUCCAUAACAUCGGGUCGAAAGAGGCCUUUGGUCCCGGGAAAUCGACCUGCCAUGUCCCCAACAAAAAGAACAGUCAUGUCACUGCUAGCCCGAGCAAGAGCAGCUCAGAAUAAAGAGCACCUGCAGCCAGCCCAGAUCGUUGCUCAUCCCCAGUCACCGACUGUCCAUCAGACAACCCUAACAAUGAUUCCACAAGCUCCAAAUCAGUCUACAACUCAUACAGUACCACAAGUACCCCGAAUUCAAUUAAUCGGUCAGACAGUGGCACAACAUCAAACGUCAAGGAGACAGACAAUUAUUCCACCUCAUUCGCAACAUCAGAUUCUGUCACCUGCAAUAGGGCUCAUCCAUGCGCAGAGGACCGCCGGUGGGCCAACGGUGCUUCCACUUCUACGAGAGGACCUCGUUGCCGGAGUGAAUUUGGUUUAAUUCACUGGGAACGUCGUCUUAAAUCGAAGAGGCUUUUUCCUUUCCUUCGGGUUGGUUUAUUUUUGUGGCCUAAGAGAGGUGGAAUUAUGUAAAGCAUUUGUAAGGAAUUCUCCUCAUUCAUUUUGCCAUUAAUCGGGGUUGAAGGUAUUCUCUUCAGUUAUAAUUGUUCUUUACAAAACCCUUGGACCAACUUCCGCUCUCACUUGCUUCGUUAGGUAGACUAUUGUG